CACAAACCACUAACAAAACAAUUGUUUCUACACAAACCGUGCAUCCGUUUGCUUCGUUUAUUCCAAUUUCCCUUCGUUUACUUCGAAUGAAACAGGCACCGCUCGUCUGUUUUCGCAAGGAGUAAGCUAGAGAAAGAGAAACGAGCAUCUUUGUCCCGAGCAGUUCUCGCGGUAUGCGCGGUUGUGUUCUACGGCAGCAGAGUCCUGAUAAGUACUUGGAUGCGUCAUACGGAUAGCCGGUUUUUCGUCCUUUUUUAAUUUUUGGUUUUGAACAGAGAAGAGGCACAUGCUAUUGCCGCCGCACAAAAUGAAGUCACCGCUGGUUCUGCUCGCCGUGGGCCUACUUUGCUGCAUCGCGAGCGUAUCGACGGAGCCAGUCUGUGUGGAUUUGGAGCAGUUUCUCAAAAAAUAUGAGAAGCUGCUGUCCCUCCUGGAGCAUAAUACGACGCCAGUGUUUACGCUGUGCACGAACGAAACGGCCAUCGACUACUACAACGAAGCGGUAGGGCACUACCGUAAUAUGACUAAUGCACACGAGUGCCAGAAGUACAUGGUAGCCAAACGCCUGAACCUGUACCAGAUGGUGUACGAUCAGCUGAAUGCACUGUGGAGUGCCGCCAACUGUGAGGCGUGCAUUGGGGCGGUGAAUGAUACCGCCGAGUUCAUGCGGCUGUCGGACGCGGUACAGAAAUGCUUUACGGCACAUAGCACGAGUGCCUGCGUGAGCUGCGAACCGGACUACCUGCAGGUGCAGCAGUUCUACGGCCAGCUAGAGAAGGGCCGGCACGGUGUGGCCAUGUGCUUCGAUGUGGAGGACCGCAUGAAUCAGACGCGGCAGCGCUGGUCGGGCCAGUUCAACUGCUGCAAGGACAAACAGCGCUCGAUGGUAGCAUUCGGUUCCAUCGCAUCCGUUGCCUGUGUGUUCCCGUUGGCCUUCUACCUCGUUAUGCACCUGGUGGCUAGGCGCAGCGAGGCCAGCCAGCUGUCGCUGCUAAACGCGAUGAGCACCGCUGAUACACCACCGGCUCCAGCACCAGCACCAGCACCAGCUGGACGAACCACGGCACCGCGUGGUGCUGGUGUUGCCCGUAAGGACGAGCGGCCCAGCUCUAGCAUCCAGGAAGGGGAAGACGCGGAGCCGGUGCACGGAGAAUCCACCAACGAUCUGAACAACUCCACCGUUAACCUGAUUGAAAUUUCUCCACCAACAGAUGAGCAUUUAAAUCAGUUGGCUGCCCAGCGAAGCCCAGAGAAAAACAUAAAUAAGCUGCACGACACGUUCGCAAACGACGAUGAUAGCUUCUUGCAAUGAAAGAAACAUAACGAUACUCAUAUAUAGCUACGCGAGGCCGAGCUGCUUAUCAAAGAAUUAAUCUCCAGAAAUAAAUCCUUAUUCUUUAUACGAAGCUA
This is a messenger RNA of Anopheles aquasalis, 1410 nucleotides long. Its product is annotated as osteopetrosis-associated transmembrane protein 1. Gene Ontology annotation, cellular component: cytosol. The record is from RefSeq and is a predicted model, not a curated record. Lineage: Eukaryota; Metazoa; Arthropoda; Insecta; Diptera; Culicidae.